Molecule: messenger RNA, 3169 nt
Organism: Panicum virgatum (switchgrass)
Lineage: Eukaryota; Viridiplantae; Streptophyta; Magnoliopsida; Poales; Poaceae
Product: disease resistance protein At4g27190-like
Exons: 2
Coding region: 174-2837 (887 amino acids)
Molecular function (GO): ADP binding
Source: RefSeq, a predicted model, not a curated record
CGACCGACGAGCUCCCUCGCCCCCUGUUCAGCGGAUGGGGCUAGGUUUUGGCGGGUUUUGUUCUCCUUCCUCCUUCCUCCUGCGUCUCUCACACUCCACAGCUGCUGGCACGCCCUAGGGGCGCUGAAACCGGCCUCUCUGCAGCCAGUUGACAAUACAGGAGAAACGGUAUAAUGGCAUCCUAUUGUUGCUUCCGGAAGCCAAGGCAACCAACGAAUAUGCCAGUGCUGCCGAUUAAUCACGGCGAGUUGAUUUCAUUGCCAAAUAUGCUCGGGCUGCUUCGUCGUCCAGGUGUUGGAGUAGUUGAAAUCCAAGGUAUUGGUGGUUCUGGGAAGACAUGGGCUGCAAAGGCUCUAUACCGAGAGGCAAAGGCCUCAAAUCUCUUCGAUGAAUAUAUCUGGGUUUCAUUGUCAAUAAAUUGUAGCAUGAGAAAGUGUUUCAACAAGAUUGCAGCAUAUUUAUCAUGUAAGAUCAGAGACAGCUUGUCCGUAGAAAGCACUAGGACUAAAAUAAAGGAAUAUCUCACGCCACGGAAGUUCCUGCUAGUUCUUGAUAAUGCUUAUUUCACUGAAGAAGGAAUCUUAGAGUACCUGGGAGUUCCUAAUCCACAACAGCAAAGGCUUGGCUCAAAAAUCAUUGUGACUACAAGAACUAUGAGAGCAGUGAAUGCAUUGAGUGUCAUGCUGCCAAAUAUAGUAGAGAUAACGCCACAAACCCUCACUUAUGAGGAGUCAUACGACUUACUGCGCGAGAAGAUUGGAAAAGAUAUCAGUUUUGCGUAUGACUUAAUCAGCUAUUGCUAUGGUAUCCCACUCAUAAUCAUCCUAUUGGCUGGGGCACUGUAUGAUGCACCUAUGGGAGAGACAUUUAGUGAGUUGGUCACAAAUGCGCGUGAUGCUCUAUCAACCAAGAUAACAGUUUUCAACACAAUGGAGCACAUGGUGAAAUUUGGGUAUUAUCAGCUUCCUAGUGAUAAUGUGCGACGCUGCUUGCUCUACUGCUUAAUCUUCCCCGACGAUCAAGGAAUUUCAGUCAAGGAGUUAAUUUGGUACUGGAUAAUGGAUGGUCUACUCCAAGAAGAUGUUAGUUUUGAUGAGGCUAACCAUAUUGGUAAGGAAAUUCUUGAUGUCCUCAUAAAGCAUGGUAUGGUAUAUUUGGAUGACAAUGAUCACGUACACAUGCAUAAUAUGGUUAGGGAGACUGUAUCAAGAUUUGGAAAGGAUAUGGGUUACAAAGAGCAAGAUUACCGGUGUUUCGGCAAUCCUAUUAUCAAAUUAGAGCAUCUUUCAAAGUAUAGCAGUAGAGUUUCGUUAAUGGACACUGAAAUGGAAUGUCUCCGCGGAAGUCCAAAUUGCUUACUUAUUUCAUCAUUACUUUUAAGAGGAAACUUUCUUUUGAAAGCUAUGUCAGAAGAAUUCUUUAACCAAAUGGCAGGAACACUACAGAUACUAGACAUGUCAUUUACUCGAAUUGAAGUGUUUCCGCCUUCCAUCUCCUAUUUGAUUAAGCUGAGAAUGUUGUUACUGAUUGGUUGUGAUCAUUUGCAAGAAAUUCGAUACAUAGCUUCACUGGCACGGUUGGAGGUGCUGGAUGCUUCAGGUUGUAGUUCUCUGAAGAGUGUAGAGUCUGGGUCAUUUGACCGUAUGGUGUUUCUCAAGGUCCUUGACCUCUCUGCCACUUCCAUCACUUUCUUGAGUUCAAUUCCAGUAUCUAUGGAGCUUCGCCACAUCAAUCUACAGGAUUGCCCAUUUCUGGGGUCUGAGUCCCCUUAUGGAGUGUCAAAAGGCGGUGCUGUACAGAACCUGCAGCUUGGCAGUAUUGAAGAUCUAGCGGCUUGGAUGGGCAUGCUGUGGUUACCUUGUGGACUGACUUUCCAGCUUUCUGAUAGGUUUGGCAUGAAAGUAUCACUUGAUGCCAACAGGGAUAGUAAUUCAUAUGUUUAUGCCAGUGACACCUAUUUUUUUAAAUGCUUGGGAAAAGAUUCUCCACUGUGGUAUAACUGUUUUCAGAAGUUUCAAAUUGUCAUCUCCCCUUCGAUGGAUAGCGAACCCAUGGACACUGAUGGCCAAGUAAGAAAUACAGAUUCCAUCUUUGAGAAUUCGUACUUCAGGGCAAAGCGAUUCACACAUUCCACUGAUCCCACGAGAUAUCUGGAAAUAAAUGGUACUGUUGGUGUUCCAUCUGAUCUUGAUGGUAUUCUGUGUCAUGCUGAGCUGAUAUUGCUAAAGAGAUUAGUUAUGACCACCAGAUUCUCUGAUCUGAUUGUUAGAAGUAUGGAAGCAGUAAGAGAACUCUGGCUAGAAAAUUGUGACCACGUGGAGAGUCUUCUGUCCGCAGACGAAGUGCAGGCAUUGUCUACGGUAGGCAAUUUAUCAUCCUUAUGCAAAGGGGUAGAAGAUGUGACUAGUUUCAGUUGUCUGAAGCACUUGCUCCUCGAUUGCUGUCCGAAACUACUAUGCCUAUUCCCUUCAGCGCUAUGCCUUCCAAACCUUGAAACAUUGCAUAUAAGAUUUUGCGACGUUUUGGAGAGGGUGUUUGACAGCUCGGUCAUGGGAGAGGACACUCUUCCAAGGUUGCAGUCGCUGCAGCUGUGGGAGCUCCCUGAGCUAACCUGUGUGUGCGGUGGAGUCUUACCAUCUCUGAAGAACCUCAAGGUGAGAGGCUGCGCAAAACUGAGGAAAGUUCCUGUUGGUGUGAAUGAAAAUAGCCCGUUUGUAACUACUACCGGGGAGCAGUUGUGGUGGGACAGUUUAUUAUGGGAUGACGAGACCAUCAAGCGUUGGUUGCUGUUCAGAAAUUGGGGGCCCUUGCUACCUCAUCUUGCAACUGAAGGAUGAAGAUAUAUAUGUACAUAUUCAUGUGUUUCAGAAGCACUUGUCAGUCAUUCUACGGUUUCUCAGACCAACAAUUUUUUUUUGGCUUAACCUUGCUAUAUGUCAUGGUCGGUACACGGCUCGUAUUCUCUCUUAAUACAAAGAUACGCAGCUCUCCUGCAUAUUCGAGAAAAAAAGGUACACGGCUUGUACAAUUUUCUGAAUUGAUCUUGUAUUGAAAAGCUGCUAUCUGUUGUACCUUAAUUAAAGUCUGUAACAAUAACGACACGAAGCAAACAGUGUUUGGCUCGGCGCGCGCUAGUAAUUGAACAAGUUUAGCAAUUUUCUGCUACGUA